This is a messenger RNA of Andrographis paniculata, 2868 nucleotides long. RefSeq names its product two-component response regulator ARR2-like. Gene Ontology annotation, molecular function: DNA binding; DNA-binding transcription factor activity. NCBI's taxonomy places the organism in Eukaryota, Viridiplantae, Streptophyta, Magnoliopsida, Lamiales, Acanthaceae. Gene Ontology annotation, biological process: phosphorelay signal transduction system; cytokinin-activated signaling pathway. The transcript has 6 exons. Bases 362 to 2371 code for a protein of 669 amino acids. The record is from RefSeq and is a predicted model, not a curated record.
UAAACAAAUCGAAAGAAAAAACAAGCUCAAGGAGACAACAAGCCAUCCUCAACUCAAUGUUAUGUCUUUCACUCUCAUAAGGUAUUUAUAUUAAAGCGAAUAAAAAUUUCCCCUUCUUCUUCUUCUUCUCUCUUCUUUAUCAUUUUCCUCGAAAUCUUCUUUCGUGGAAGAAACUGAACAAGUUAGUAUAUACCCUAUUUACAUGCUCCGCUUACCCUAUGGAUUACUGGAUUUCGUGGCUUGCUUAAGAGUUCAGUCGGUACUGAAAAUAAUUUAAGGGCUUUCGAUUACCAUCUGGGUUUGGCGUUUGCUUGCGAACCAAGGUCAAGUUUAAUUGUAGGGUUUGGGAGGGGGGGAUUUGAUGGAUCUUGGAGUGAAACCCCUAUCCUUCGCAAGCUCAAGCGCUUCGUGGAGCCCCAAGGAUAGAGUUUCGGACCAGUUUCCUGCUGGCCUGAGAGUGCUUGUUGUGGAUGACGACCCUACUUGUUUGAGGAUCUUGGAGAAGAUGCUCAGAAAUUGCCAUUAUGAAGCAACCACGUGCAAUCAGGCUGAGCUUGCGUUGAGGUUUCUUAGGGAUAACAAGAAUGGCUACGACAUUGUUAUAAGCGACGUGCACAUGCCCGACAUGGAUGGGUUUAAGCUUCUGGAGCAUGUCGGACUUGAGAUGGAUCUGCCAGUUAUCAUGAUGUCGGCGGAUGAAAGCAAACAUGUUGUGAUGAAGGGCGUUACACACGGUGCUUGUGAUUAUCUUAUAAAACCGGUUCGGAUGGAAGCGUUGAAGAACAUAUGGCAGCAUGUGGUUCGCAAGAAGAAGAAUGAGUGGAAGGAGAGGGAUUGUGAAGUGUCGGGAAGCAUAGACGAUGGGAGACUGGAACAGAAAGUGCCCGAAGAUUUGGACUAUUCAUCCUCAGCUAAUGAAGGAACUUGGAAAAGUUCCAAGAAACGCAAGGACGACGAGGAUGAAACUGAAGAAAGGGAUGACACUUCCACUUUGAAAAAGCCUCGGGUUGUUUGGUCAGUCGAGCUCCACCAGCAAUUUGUCACUGCCGUUAAUCAACUUGGGAUAGACAAGGCUGUUCCGAAGAAAAUACUGGAAUUGAUGAGCGUUCCUGGACUUACAAGAGAGAAUGUUGCAAGCCAUCUUCAGAAGUAUCGUCUGUAUCUGAGACGGCUUAGUGGUGUGUCGCAGCAUCCAAAUGGGCUUGGCGGCGCCUUUUUGGGGCCUCCGGAUGUGGCGUUUGGAGCAAUGUCUUCGAUAAAUGAUGCUAGGCUUCAAGCUUUUGGUGCUACAGGUCAGCUCCAGCCCCAAAGUCUUGCUACAAUCCAGGCGGCUGCGCUCGGCAGGGCUACUUCCAAUUCUGCGACACUCGUGGAUCAAAGGCAUCUUUUCAGCCUCGAGAAUCCGAAAUUAAGGUUUGUGGAGGAGCAGCAACAACAAAGUGGUAACAGCAAGCAGGCAAGCUUACUUCAUGGAAUACCGACAAAUAUGGAUUCAAAACAGCUAGCUGCUUUUCAACAAUCCUCGCAGACUUUGGGCGAUAUGAGUAUGCAGCAGGUCCACUCCCAGGCAGGCCAAAGUGGCGCUUUGAUUACACAGAUGGUUCAACCGCAGUCGAGGACUCAAACACUAAACGAAACUGAUGGAAAUGGAAGACGCGUGCCGGGGUCUGUUGCGCAGCCUAUUCAUUCGCAGGCAAUUCCAAGUGCUGUCUUGGUUUGGAAUGGAAUCGACAGUGUUCGUGGACCAGUGCAUACUUCAGUUUCCCAGGCAUCGACUGGAUUAGAAUUUCCCGCGAGUCUUCCCACAGAAUUUCCGAGGAAUGGCUUUUCAGUUGCAAGUAAUUCAGGAAUUUCGAGCCUCCCGCCUAAGCUGCAAGACGAAGUGAACUCAGAAAUGAAGGGAUCUAGAGGAUUUCUUCCAAGUUACAAUGUCUUCGAUGACCUCAAUCAGAAUAGAAUCCAAGAUUGGCGUAUACAAAGUGCUGGACCAACCAUCGACGCCCCUCAACAUUCCAAUGCACCGGGAGGCCUGGAAGUUCUGCCGUCCGUUUCAGUUCAGCCGCAAAGAUUCUAUUCCAAUCAGAGGAGGUAUACAUCUGUUAACAAGACAGCGCACUUGGUUUCCGAGGGGCUAAGCAGCGCUCCAAAUAUGUGUCCUCCGCAACACUUUUCGUCAGUAGCCGACAAUCAAUUCAGGGUAAAGGCUGAAAGGCUACCUGAUAUGGGAUUCCAGAAUGGCCUCUAUCCGGAGCACUUUGUCCAGGAGGACCUCAUGAGCGCCCUUCUCAAACAGCAUGAGGAAGGCGCUGCCGCACCUGUUGAGAAUGACCUGGCCUUUGAUGGGUACCAUUUGGAUAAUCUACCUGUCUAGCAUGCAUACCUACGCCUCUUUUCUUCUUCCACGUGCGAGCACCUGUCCUUGUUUUUUAACGUAUUUUUUAAGUAUGAAUUCAUUGCCGGGCAUCAUUCUUUGGUCAAGCAGGUGGAUCCCUCGACUCUAGGAUUGAAGCUCGAGUAAUGUGCUCGAUGUUGCAGCAUGUUAUGCAAAGCAGAACAUGCACAGCAAAAUUAUAAUUGCUCUGACUUGGGAUAUAUAUCGUUUUCAGUUCCAGCUCUAGCUAGUCGAAAUAUAUAUAUGCAGUGGAAUAUAUCGAUCUGAUUGAUUGGUUCGUGCUCAUCAGAUCUACUGCGAGCGAUUCAUGUAGCUAGCUUGGUCGUCGUUAGGCGUUUGCCUGUGUACAUACUCCCGUCCGUCCCGUGUAUAUUAUAUAUAUAUAUAUAUAUAUGCUUAUAAGGUCAGUCAGUAUAUGUUGUUUAACUAAAACUACGGUUUGGUUUUAGCAAUUUAAAGAUCUGUUUCUUUCCGAA